AUGGUUGGUGAAAUGAAGUUGAUGAUUACGGAGGAACAAAAAUUCCAAGGGAAAGCAUUGUCGUUAUCCCAUACGAAGACGGCAAUCACUACGAUCAAGGAGAAAUUCACUGAACAGCAGCUGCAAAUGUUUGAACAGAGUUGUUUUGGUCAUCUCCUAGGGAUUGAGGACCUCAAGUGGACUUCUCCGAUUGUCCACGGGUUGCUGCUCAGGAAAGCUGAUCCCAAGACAGUUUCCCAACUGAACGGGAUCAAAUUCAUUGUUGGCAAGAAGGUCAUCCAAUUCACGGCGCAGCAAUUUUGCAUCGUGACAGGGCUAAGGUUUGGAAACCUUCCCUUUAUUCCGAUUCCCACGAAUGAGAACUGCUCAUUGAAACGGAAGUACUUUGCCAACGAUAAAGCUGUGAACCUGUUGGAAUUAGAAAAGGCCUUCCUCGAAUGCGAUGAUGUGGACGAUGUAUUCAAGCUUGGAUUCUUAUACUUUGCUGUCUUUGUGCUGUUGGGCAGCGAAAAACAUGUCCACAUUGACAUGCGAUAUUUGAAGUUGGCGGAAGACCUUGAAGACUUUGGGAAGUAUCCAUGGGGUGCUGUGUCUUAUGCGAAGACAAAUGCGUCACUGCUGAGGGCACUUUGUGCAGAUUACCAGCGAGUGAAAGUGCCCACAAAAACUGCCAAAACAAAAAAAUCUGGAAAGAAACCAACAACAACGGCAACCGGUAGACCAAGAGAGUACCACCUCAAAGGUUUUCCGUAUGCACUUCAGAUUUGGGCGUAUGAGGUGUUUCCAGCGUUGGCUGCACUACAUUUGGUGGUGCACGAAGAAAAUGCGCACAUCCCUCGUUUACUACAUUGGAGGAGCAAUAGUUCGCCGCGUUUUUAUGAGCUAAUGAGCCAAGUAUUCGAGAACCGUGAGGUUGAUGUGCAGCUUCUCCGGCCAUCUGUGAUGGACAAGCAGCAGCCGUAUUGGACUUGGGGUGACAGUGCUGACGACAUGAAGAACUUGUUGACUUGUUGGGCGAUGACGCUGAACAACAAACCGGCACUUCUGCCUCUGUAG
Molecule: messenger RNA, 1056 nt
Organism: Prunus dulcis (almond)
Lineage: Eukaryota; Viridiplantae; Streptophyta; Magnoliopsida; Rosales; Rosaceae
Exons: 3
Coding region: 1-1056 (351 amino acids)
Source: RefSeq, a predicted model, not a curated record